Messenger RNA from Acanthosepion pharaonis, 1947 nucleotides. The record is from the annotation of a GenBank genome assembly. NCBI's taxonomy places the organism in Eukaryota, Metazoa, Mollusca, Cephalopoda, Sepiida, Sepiidae.
AUGUCCACUUCACAUGACAGACUAGCAAUACCUGUGGGGAGCUUGACACAAGCUUGCAGCUGUCUCCUCUUCACAAUUUUCUACAGGACUUUCUUUUUUUCUCUCUCUCAAUUUAGACUUUCUUUUUUUUCUCUCUCUCUCAAUUUAGACUUUCUUUUUUUCUCUCUCUCUCUCUCUCAAUUUAGACUUUCUUUUUUCUCUCUCUCUCAAUUUAGACUUUUUUUCUCUCUCUCUCUCAAUUUAGACUUUUUUUCUCUCUCUCUCAAUUUAGACUUUUUUUUCUCUCUCUCUCAAUUUAGACUUUUUUUUCUCUCUCUCAAUUUAGACUUUCUUUUUCUCUCUCUCAAUUUAGACUUUCUUUUUCUCUCUCUCAAUUUAGACUUUCUUUUUCUCUCUCAAUUUAGCCUCCCUUUUUUCUCUCUCUUUAGACUUUCUUUUUAUCUCCCUUACUUUCUCUCUCUCUCCCUCUAUUUAGUCUCCCUUACUUUCUCUUUCUCUCUCAAUUUAGCCUUCCUGAUUUUCUCUCUCUCAAUUUAUCUCCCUUAUUUUCUCUCUCUCCCUCAAUCUAGAAACUUUGAUUUUCUUUCUCUCAAUUUAGACUUUAUUUUCUUUCUCUCAGCCAUGAAGCAGCAGGUAUCGAAAGGUCCUGUUGAUGCCAUUUCAAGUGAGGCCAAAUACUCAUUGAGUGAAGACAAACUAAUUCGGCAACAAAUCGAGUUCAAGAUAUUGACUAUCAAUGUUUGUGACAGAGAACAGUACAACCAGCCAUAUGUACCUGUCAAAGUCCUCGAUUGUGACACAAUCACUCAUGUCAAAGAGAAGAUUUUGGAUGCUAUUUACAAGAAUGCUCCAUUUAGUACCCGGCCAGCAAAAGAAAAUUUAGACCUUGUUUUGUUUGCUAAACCUCCAGAAUGGCGAGUCUCUCCAAAUGAACAACUCAUCCUAAAUGAUGAAGACACUACGUCAAAGAUAGAAGGUGACCUCAAGCGGUUAAACACACUUUCACACUACAAGGUCAACGAUGGCGCAUUUAUGGCUCUUGAACACAAACAGACUCCAAUGAAUACAGGGCCACCCUUACAAGAAAAACCAUCAUUUUAUAAAUAUGAACGUCUUCUUUCAGAAAAUUCUGUGUGCACUCGUAGUCCCUCAUUAAACAGAACAGCACAACACAACAGCACAAAUGAUGGAGAACACAACGUGCGCAAAUAUCAUUUGGUCAAACAACAUGAUUCUCCAACUCACAGGGAAGGAGAUCGAGGAAGCAAAAUGGUCAGCGAAAUUUAUCUAACCAGGCUUUUAGCUACAAAAGGUACAUUGCAACAAUAUGUAGAUGAUUUAUUUGAGAGAAUAUUCAGUACGACUCACCGGGGACAGGUUUUGCCUCUGGCCAUAAAAUAUAUUUUCGAUUUCCUUGAUGAGCAGGCACAACUCCACCAGAUUGAGCCUGAAGUUGUUCAUACAUGGAAAUCAAACAGCCUUCCUCUCAGAUUUUGGGUGAAUAUAAUAAAGAAUCCUGACUUUGUAUUCGAUAUGUACAAGUCCCACAUUGUUGACUCCUGUCUCUCAGUCACGGCUCAAACUUUCAUGGACAGUUGUUCAAUGAGUGACCAUCGUUUGGGAAAAGACUCCCCAUCAAGUAAGCUACUCUAUGCUAAGGACAUCCCCAAAUACAAAGCAUGGGUAGACCGAUAUUAUGAAGAUAUCAAAUUAAUUCCCCCCAUAUCAGAUCAAGACAUGAACGCUAUGCUGCAAGAAGAAUCGAGGUUACACAAACACGAGUUUUAUACUGAUGCUGCGCUUCUGGAAUUAUACAAAUAUGUUAACGAAUACAGCGAUAAGCUCCUGACGGCUUUAGAGGAAGACAAUGCGGCUAACAGAAGUAAACUUGACUACAAACUGAAACAGGUUCAGAACAUGAUGGCCGAUGUAACCCAGCAGUACUGA